Molecule: messenger RNA, 2841 nt
Organism: Auxenochlorella protothecoides
Lineage: Eukaryota; Viridiplantae; Chlorophyta; Trebouxiophyceae; Chlorellales; Chlorellaceae
Product: Nucleolar protein 6
Exons: 9
Coding region: 1-2841 (946 amino acids)
Biological process (GO): rRNA processing; tRNA export from nucleus
Cellular component (GO): CURI complex; small-subunit processome; UTP-C complex
Source: RefSeq, a predicted model, not a curated record
AUGGCAACGUCUUCUUCAGACUCGGAGGACUGCAGGUUCGAGUCGGACCUCGACCCAAACACAGACAUCGACAAUGGGGACCACUCAGAGGAUGGAGGCACCGGUACUGAGCUUGGAAACUCCAGCAAAGCCGCCAAGCCGGCGAAAAUCUCCCACCGAACUCCCGAAGACACCUUGAUGGAGGUCCCAGGCAGCCUGAUGGCCCUCCAGAUCAACGGUGUACUAGAGGAUGCGCUGGCAGACUCCGCCCUGGUGGGGCCCGGCCUGAGCCAGUACCUGGAGGCUCUGUCGGAACACCUGGCGACUGCGACGCCAACCCAGGCCGACAGCAGGGCCUUCAUGGAGUCUGUGCAGCUGCUGCUUGCGGCCAUGAGCUUUCUCCCAGGCAACCGACCCUUCAAGUACCAGGCACCCACUUCGGUUCGCGCGAUUGGACCAGCCGCUCUGGAGUGCGUUUUGUUGGGGGAGGGAGGCGUGCUCAGCGUCGACGUGGCGCUCGAGAUACCGGCCUCCUGCUUUGACGACAAGGACCAGCUGAACAACCGGUACCAUGCAAAGAGAGCGCUGUACCUUGCCGAAGUCGCGGCCAGGCUGCAACGCCACCCGUCCACAGGGUCCAUCGCAUGGGAGGCCGGCAGCGACCCGCGCCGCCCUUUCCUCGCGCUGCAACCAGCGGCCACUACAGGCCUGGGCGGCCUGACGCUGCGCCUGCACGCCGUGCCCGCGGAGGGCACGUUCCCCCUUUCCAAACUGGCCCCGCACCGGAACAACCUGAGGGGCGUGGUCGGAGCGGACGGCCAGCCGGCUCCCACGCCCCACUACAACCACAGCAUCCUCGAGGACCUGCUGCUGCUGAGGCAGAUCGCCGAGGUGACCGAGGAAGCAGCCAGGAACCCGGCCCUGCGCUCGGCCCUCGCCCUGCUGCUGGUCUGGGCCCGGGCACACUCGCUGGACGAGGGUGCCGACGGCCUGAGCCCUGGCUUCCUCGUCCAGCUGCUGCUCUACACCGCUGCCAAGAGCUCGCUGCCGUCGGCCCUGGACCUGGUGCGGGCGGCGCUGGUGACGCUGUCCUCCAGCAGGAAGCUGCACGCCGGCGCGGGGCUGACGGACGUCGAGGGCUCCCGCGCCUUCCGCGCCUUCUGGGGCGACGAGCGCGCGGAGCUGCGCCGCUUCCAGGACGGGCGCAUUGCCGAGGCGGUGGUGUGGACGAAAAGCGGCGGCGCCAAGGGCUCUGACACCGCCCCUCCGCCCCGACAUGCGAUCGUGGACGCGGCGCUGGCGCAUGCUUUGCCCCGCCACAUCCCCGGGGCGCGCGUGUCGCGUGCCUCGGCGACGCUCCUGGAUGCGGCGCUGGGCGGGGAGGCGGAGGAGGCCGCGGCCGUGCGCGGCGUGGCGGCCGCCGCCGAGCGACUGGGCAAGCAGCUGCGCGGGCUGACGGGCACGGUGCUGCGCGUGGUUGCCACACAGGCGCUGGACCCGGCGACGCGUGGCGCGGCGCUGCGCGCGCCGCGCCCGCACCCGCUGGCGGGGAGCGGCGUGCAGGGCGACGCGGGCGCGGCGCUGCCGCGUUGUCUGCGCCCGCUGCCCCUGCUCUGCUCCGUGGAGGGCAGCGGGCGCUGGCCGGCGGCGCCCGAGGCCUUCCGCGUGGCCAAGGCGGCGCUGGCCUGCCAGCUGGCGACCGCGCUGGCGGGCGCGCACGGGUUGCACGCCGAGGCGCGCGCCGACGCGAGCAUAGAGGUCCUGGCCCACGGCCACGCCUUCCUCCUGCACCUGGCCACGGACCGGGACGCCGUCAUGCGUGAGGCGGAGCGCGCGGAGCGUGGCGCCGCACACCAGGGCGCCGAGGAGGAGAGCGCGGAGGAGGACCCCGACCAGGCGCUGCUCGUCUCGCACCAGGGCUUCGUGGGCGGGCUGGCCGCGGAGCACCCGGCCUUCACGCCCGCCGUGCGCCUGGCCAAGGCCUGGGUGGCACGGCACCUGCUCAGCAACCACCUGGGCGAGGAGGCGGUGGAGCUGCUGGUGGCCGCGGCCUUCGUCGGCCCCACGCGCCCCAUGGAAGGCACGCCCGCCUCCCGGCUGUCCGGCUUCCUCUCCUUCCUGCACAUCCUGUCGGAGCAUCCGUGGAGCGUCGCCCCGCUGGCGGUGGUAGCGCUGGGGCCAGGGGGACACCUCCCCGCCGCCUGCCGCUCGCCGGCGCACCCGCUCAGCCUGCUGGUGCUGGACGGGGAAGCGGCCGUGCACAGCCCUUGGACCGCGCACCGGCCCACUGCCCCCGUGGUGCGGCGGCUGGGCGUGCUGGCGCGGCGCGCGCGCGCUGCGCUGCACGCCUCCCUGGUGCGCGGCGAGGCGGGCGUCGACGCCUGCGCCGCCGUCUUCUCGCGCGAGCUGCACGAGUGCGACGCCCUGCUGCGCCUGCGCCCCGACGCGCUGCCCGCGCCAGGUGGCGGCCUGGAGGGGGCGGAGGAGCGGGAGAGCCCGGCCGGGUCUGCAACCACCCGCACCGUCCUGGAGGCUGAGUGCGCGGCGUUGAGGACGCGCGCCUCGCGCGCCGUGCUCAGCGGCAUCCCCUAUGCGGUGGUGGCGAGGCGCGGGGCCGCCGCCGUUCGCCGUGAAUUGCUGGUGGGCUUGGACCCCGUAGCGGCCUUUGUCCGGCGGCUACAGGCGCGCCUGGACCCCGUGGCCGUGGUCCUGGCCGAUUUGACACCGGGGGCGGGCGUGGUCGUGGAGCGCGUCCUGGUGGACACGGGCGGUGAGAAUGGGGUAAACUGCCACACCCUAGAGGAGGCGCAGGGAGCCCCGAUCGCCAAGCGGCCCAAGACCAUGAACGGGCACAGGGACUAG